AGAAAGAGCUCGCGUGUGAUGUGUAUUUAUUGCGCAGAGCCCUUGGUAUGUUUGGUUUGUAGUUUCAAAUAUUCUCGUGAGAUAAAAGGAAUAAAUCUGAUUCAUUGGAAGCUGAAGGCGAUGGGAGCUUGAGUUUUCCAUGAAUGGAUCAGAAAUAGUGUUGAUGAUGGAUGAGAUGUGCUGUAAAUCAGUAGGAACUGAUCUGUCCAUGCUGGAUAUUGAUGAUUUCAUCACAGAAAUCUCUCAGCUGAAGAAAGAGGUGGCGUUACUGGAGACAAAGCUGAGGUUAAGAGGAGAUGAAGGACUGAAGAGAGAGGACUCCGAGCUCAGUCUGACUUUACUCUGUUAUACUGAGUCAAAGCCCACAGACGCUCAGGACACUACAGUGUGUGACAGUAAUCAGGGCUUACAGGAUGAGGAAUCUACUGAUCAAACCUCCACAGAGUCUCUGGAUUCUGUCUGGAACGCUGGAGAACAGCAGCAGAUCCUGCAGACCAAACUCAACAUGUGUUCAGUCAAACUCGUCGACAGUGGAAACCAAACAGAGAUAAAAACAGAACCUAUGGAAGAGGCAGAUCACAAAGAUGAGGAUUAUUGUGAUGAUUUUUUUCCUUCAGAUGAGAAGAGCAAUUUAUGUUGUGACGGAGAAUUGUCUUCAACAUCAAAGGAGCGUCUGACAGCACAAAACUUUUCCUGCAUAACCGGUGGAGAGACAUUGAGCUCACAGAAGAAAGUAGAGCGAAAACACACAGAACAGAAACUCUUCAACUGCAGGAAAUGCACGAUCAGCUUUACUACUUUACAAGAGUAUAAACGUCAUCAUUCAAAAGAGCACAUAGACAAGAAGCAUCAGUUUCACUGUCAGCAGUGUGGGAAGGUUUGUAGCUCUUCUUCUAAUCUAAAAGUUCACAUGAGGACACACAAUGGUGAAAAGCCUUUCUACUGCACUGAAUGUGACAAACAUUUCAGCAGCAAACAAAGUCUUGUUGCUCAUCAGACAAUUCACACAGGAGAAAAACCAUACGAGUGUCCUCACUGUGAGAAGAGAUUCAGCCUAAAAUCCCAUCUGAGGAUACACAUGCGUUUACACACCAAUGAGAGACCGUAUCAGUGUAGUCAAUGUGAAAAAACCUUUACACAGUCAAGCAUUUUAAAAUCACACCAAAAAACACACAGUGAAGAGAAACUCUUUCAAUGUUCACACUGUGAUAAACGUUUCAAGCUGAAAUCUCAUCUGAAAUGUCACGAGAGGAUUCACACUGGAGAGAAACCUCAUCUCUGCUCACACUGUGGUAAGAGCUUCUCAGAUCCAUCUCAACUAAGACUUCAUCUGAGAGUUCACACUGGAGAGAAACCUUAUCACUGUGAUGUUUGUGGGAAGAAUUUCAGUCGACAUCAAAUUUUAGUGUCACACCAGAAAAUUCAUACAGGUGAAAAACCUUACAAGUGCUCUGAGUGUGAGAAGACGUUUGCUCAACCACAUGCCCUGAAGACCCAUCAGAGACUUCAUACUGGAGAGAAACCAUACCAGUGCUCCAUCUGUGGAGAGAGAUUCACUCAUUUAGGAAGUUUUCGUUCUCACCAGAAAAAAACAUGCAAAGGAACAAAUUACACUUGAAUGAACUCAAUUCAGAAUGAGGUUAGGUUGUGUGAUGCAAUUGAUAGAUAUGUGUUUGGGGGGGAAUAAUCCAAAAGAUAUUGUCUUGAAAAAUUAAUAAAGUUUUCACAUUAUUAGCUCCUUAAGAUUAAAGAGUUUAUUGUUUUGUCACUUUUGUAAGUAAAUUUGAAUUAAACUGGAUUUGCAGAUAUUUUCAUCUUAAACAAAAUUUGGUUGGAUCGGAAUUGUAUGGCUUCAAAAUAGUGAUCUGUAAUGUUAUGUUAGACAUGUUCCUUGAAAGUUUCUAAUGUAGGAAAUAAAGUUAAGCAAACAUAAAAAGCAUCCAAUUUAUUUAAUGUUUUAAGAAUAUUUCUUAGUUGUGUACAUGUUAAAGGAAUGUUACAUUCUAUCAUGUUUCACCUGUUUUGUAUAUUA
Molecule: messenger RNA, 2032 nt
Organism: Paramisgurnus dabryanus
Lineage: Eukaryota; Metazoa; Chordata; Actinopteri; Cypriniformes; Cobitidae
Source: RefSeq, a predicted model, not a curated record